Molecule: messenger RNA, 715 nt
Organism: Budorcas taxicolor (takin)
Lineage: Eukaryota; Metazoa; Chordata; Mammalia; Artiodactyla; Bovidae
Gene: WDR83OS
Product: WD repeat domain 83 opposite strand
Exons: 4
Coding region: 70-390 (106 amino acids)
Biological process (GO): protein insertion into ER membrane
Cellular component (GO): endoplasmic reticulum membrane
Molecular function (GO): protein folding chaperone
Source: RefSeq, a predicted model, not a curated record
UGUUUCCAAGCUGGAAGCUGCCGGAAGCUGUGAUUCCCGCAGCGGAAGAGGCGCGACUUCUGACUCGCUAUGUCCGCGAACAAUAUGUCGGACCCACGGAGGCCCAACAAAGUGCUGAGGUACAAGCCCCCACCGAGCGAGUGUAACCCAGCCCUGGAUGAUCCGACACCAGACUACAUGAACCUGCUCGGCAUGAUCUUCAGCAUGUGCGGCCUCAUGCUCAAGCUGAAGUGGUGCGCCUGGGUUGCUGUCUACUGCUCCUUCAUCAGCUUUGCCAACUCCCGGAGCUCUGAGGACACGAAGCAGAUGAUGAGUAGCUUCAUGCUAUCCAUCUCUGCCGUGGUGAUGUCAUAUCUGCAGAACCCUCAGCCCAUGACGCCCCCCUGGUGAUGUCAGCCUAGAGGGGUCACAUCUUGGGCCUCUCUAGCCACCUUGCCCUAGGCCUCACCCGUGGCUGCUCAGCCUCCUGCCAUCAGCUGCGGUGCUGGGCUUCCCUGGGCGAGGCAGUCUCUGGGUCUGCAGCUGGACGGAGGGAACCUGGCCCUGACCCUGGGAUCUCAUGGCUGCUGGAGCAGAGAGAGGAAUCCCCUCGGCCUAACCGUCCACCCCACCUUCUUUUCCUACCCUGCCUGCUCCCAGGGGAGACGCUGUCCAUGUUUCUAGGUGUACCCACUCAUUUUCUUGUUGAAACCCGUUAAUAAAGUUUUGCAUUCUG